CGGCAGGCGGCUGGAGACGGGGAACCCGCUGUCUGCGGCGGAUUUACCCGCUAAGCCGGCUCCCCGAGCCGGCUGGGUUCCCGUCACCGCCCUCUUUAAAAUGCUCCGGAGCCCUCCCCACCUCCAACAAUGAUAACCUCCCCAAACGAAACGUUCACUUUGUCAUCCAACGUACUCCCAAUCCCACCACCACCACUCUGUUUCUUUUCCUUCUUUCGUUCUCUCGGCAUCUCUCCUUCGCCUUCUCUCUCUCUCUCUCUCGUGAUCAUCGUAAUGAGGAAGGGCGGCAAUGGCGGGGCGGGCCAGGGGGGCGAGCGGGCCAAGCAGCGGCAGGGGAAGAAGAAGGGCCGGAUCUCGAAUAGGGGGCUGGGCUACGGCGCGCUGGUGGCCCCGGAGCGCUGCUUCUCCUGCACAACCUUCAACAUUCUCGCACCCAUCUACAAGCGGCUCGAUAAGGAGGAUCAGAGCCGUAGGGAAAGCCAGUACAGAGGAUACUGGCUGAGCCGGAACCAGAGCAUCAUGGACCGGCUGUUGGGAGAGAUGUCCUCCAUCAUUUGUCUCCAGGAGGUAUGGCUGGGGAAUGAUGAACUCGUCGAUAUGUACCAGAGGCAGCUGGGCGAUGCGGGUUAUAUUACUUUGAAGCUCGCACGCACAAACAACCGUGGCGAUGGUCUCCUUACUGCUGUUCACAGUGACUACUUUAGAGUUCUAAACUAUCGAGAUUUGCUGUUUAAUGACUUUGGGGAUCGUGUGGCACAGCUGUUACAUGUUGAAUCAGUUGUUCCUUUCUGUCAAAGUCGAAACAGCAGCAUCCCACAACAGAUUCUCAUUGUAAAUACCCAUUUGUUAUUUCCUCAUGAUUCCAGCUUGUGUAUAGUUCGCUUGCAGCAGGUAUACAAGAUCCUCCAGUAUAUUGAAUCCUAUCAGAAAGAACAUAAUCUUAGUCCUAUGCCUAUCAUACUCUGUGGGGAUUGGAAUGGAAGUAAACGUGGACAUGUUUACAAGUUUCUUAGGUCCCAGGGGUUUGUGUCAUCAUAUGAUACCGCUCAUCACUAUACCGACAGUGAUGCAGAUGCCCACAAGUGGGUUAGCCACCUCAAUCAUCGUGGGAAUAUCUGUGGAGUUGAUUUCAUAUGGCUUCUUAAUCCCAAUAAGUACAGAAAGCCUUUGAGGACAAGCUGGAAUGAAGCUGUAUUUGGAAUUAUUAAGUAUCUUCUCAGAGCGGCAUCUCUUUCCGAGGAUAAUGCUUUUGCAUUCCUUAAAGCGGAUAGCCCUGGUGAUUAUAUUACCUUCUCAGGUUUCUGUCAGGCACUCUGUCAGUUUGGCUUAACCAGACAUCCUCAUGGCUUAAGCCCCCAAGACACCCAGGACUUGUGGAUUCAAGCUGACGUUGAUGGAAAUGGUGUUGUGGACUAUGAAGAAUUUCUGCAAGGUAUCUGGAAUCCUAAAUGGACGGAGCAAUCUGAGGAGAACUUCGAACAGGAGACCGAGGUGGGACUGAAAGCGGGCGCUGAGAGGCAGCAGGCUUUUGGUUUCGUUGUGAAGAAUGCAGUUCUCUUCCCACCAGAAGUGGAGAAAGGAAUGUGGCCGGAGGACUAUUCUCUGUCUGAUCAUGCACCACUGACUGUUGUGUUUUCUCCCGUAAGGAUGCCUUGUUUUCAGACACUACGCUAAAUUGCUGACCCUCGUAUAUGCUGCCGCUUGAUGUAAAGUUUCUAAAGGGAAGAGUUAGAAGAUAUAUAUAUAUAUAUAUAUAUAUA
This is a messenger RNA of Elaeis guineensis (African oil palm), 1760 nucleotides long. RefSeq lists its product as uncharacterized. Gene Ontology annotation, molecular function: calcium ion binding; 3'-5'-RNA exonuclease activity. The record is from RefSeq and is a predicted model, not a curated record. NCBI's taxonomy places the organism in Eukaryota, Viridiplantae, Streptophyta, Magnoliopsida, Arecales, Arecaceae.